Messenger RNA from Oncorhynchus nerka (sockeye salmon), 4462 nucleotides. Its product is annotated as atypical chemokine receptor 3-like. Gene Ontology annotation, molecular function: chemokine binding; G protein-coupled receptor activity; coreceptor activity. The transcript has 2 exons. Gene Ontology annotation, cellular component: membrane. Gene Ontology annotation, biological process: angiogenesis; chemotaxis; G protein-coupled receptor signaling pathway. The record is from RefSeq and is a predicted model, not a curated record. Lineage: Eukaryota; Metazoa; Chordata; Actinopteri; Salmoniformes; Salmonidae. Bases 221 to 1348 code for a protein of 375 amino acids.
GGAGACCGGACACUCACCCACUCAGUCAAGCCAGAUAUCGGAGAGCUCACAACCACCCUCUCUCCCCAUCUCGGACAAAGCAUAACAUAACUGGACAUCACUUCGCACUAGAGACACUGUGCCAUUUCUUCGAAGAGGCAACAAGUAAGGGAUUUGUUUCUCAAUUACAAAUCCCAGAUCAGUGAGGUGUGCGUGAUCGUUCCCAGAAAACGGCAGAAGGAUGAACAGCUUCGAUCUGGAUGAGCUGUUCGACACGUGGGAGGACCUGAACCUCACAGGCCUCUUGGAGAACGGGACGCGCGUGGAGAUGGGUGGCUGUCCCACAGCCUUCGACCGCAGCGCCCUGCUCCACUCCAUGUGCAUCCUCUAUGUCUUCAUCUUCGUGGUCGGUUUGGCCGCCAACAGCCUCGUCCUCUGGAUCAACAUCCGCGCCCAGCGCACCACCUCCCCUCGCCACGAGACCCACCUUUACAUCGCCCACCUGGCGGUGGCUGACCUGUGCGUGUGCAUCACGUUGCCCGUGUGGGUGAGCUCCCUGGCACAGCACAGCCACUGGCCCUUCAGCGAGUUGGCAUGUAAGCUCACCCACCUGCUCUUCUCCGUUAACCUCUUCAGCUCCAUCUUCUUCCUGGCCUGCAUGAGCGUCGACCGCUACAUGAGCAUGACACGGCCGGCCGACAGUGAGGAUGGGGGCCGGCGCCGGAAGCUGAUUCGCCACGGCGUAUGUAUGGGGGUGUGGCUCCUGGCUCUGGUGGCUUCCCUGCCGGACACAUACUUCCUGCGGGCUCUGAGGUCAUCACAAGGGGAGGUAGUGCUGUGCAGGCCGGUGUACCCAGAGGAACACCCUAGGGAGUGGAUGGUAGGGGUCCAGCUGAGCUUUAUCCUGCUUGGCUUCAUCAUCCCCUUCCCUGUCAUCGCUCUGGCCUAUGCCCUCCUGGCCAAAGCACUCUCCUCCUCCUCCUCUUCCUCCUCGGCAGUGGAGCAGGAGCGUCGUGUGAGCCGCAGGGUGAUCCUGGCCUACAUAGUGGUGUUCCUCGGCUGCUGGGGGCCCUACCACGGGGUGCUCCUGGCCGAUGCCCUCUCCCUGCUGGGCCUGGUUCCUCUGAGCUGUGGGCUGGAGAACGCCCUCUACGUGGCGCUGCACCUCACCCAGUGUCUGUCCCUGCUCCACUGCUGCGUCAACCCCAUCCUCUACAACUUCCUCAACAGGAACUACCGCUACGACCUGAUGAAGGCCUUCAUCUUUAAGUACUCCACACGUACAGGCCUGGCCAGGCUCAUAGAACAGACCCAUGUCUCUGAGACAGAGUACUCUGCCGUCGCUGUGGAGAACACACCACAGAUCUGAGACUGAACUCUAGAACACACGCUGGAACUCAAAAACACAUCAAGGACAUUUAGAACAUAGUCUAGAUCAGUGGUCACCAACUGGUCCAUCUCCAAGGCUUUCCUAGUCGAUCGCCAAACAUGUCUGUAAAAAGCCCAACGAGAAAGCCUUGCGUUCUUAAUUGUUUCGCUCUGUUUGCGGUAGGUGCACUUCAUUCAGCUGCCCUGCUUGCCAGGUAGUCGAAGUGUUUCCAUUUUUAAUAAUUUAAGGUACAACUCUGCCUACCCAGUGGUCGUGGAGAUCAAAUCAAGUACACCUAUAGGCCUACCGUUGGCUAAUCAGAUAUACUAUAUAUACACAAAAGUAUGUGGACAUCCUUUCAAAUGAGUGGAUUUGGCUAUUUCAGCUACACCACUUGGUGACAGGUGUAUAAAAUCAAGCACACAACCAUACAAUCUCCAUAGAGAAACAUGGGCAGUACAAUUGCCUUACUGAAGAGCUCAGUGACUUUCAAUGUGGCACCGUCAUAGGAUGCCAUCCUUUCCAACAAGUCAGUUAGUCAAAUUUCUGCCCUACUAGAGCUGCCCCGGGAAAGUGUACGUGCUGUUAUUGUGAAGUGGAAACGUGUAGGAGCAACAACGGCUUAGCCGAGAAGUGGUAGGCCACACAAGCUCACAGAACGGUCUGUCCUAGCAUUGCCUGUAUUCGAGCUGCAGUAAUGAUUGUAUAUAGAGUUCACCCAAUAGCUGCAUUAUUUUUUAAACUGCUAGAGGUGUGUGUGUGUGUGUAUGUGUGUGUGUGUGCGUACGCGGUGUGUGGAGCUUAGAGUCCACUUUGUAAAUAGUUAGAAGGGCAUUGAAAUACUGUACAUAUAUUAUCAUUAUGAGAUUGUUAUUGUUCAACUUAAGAUAUAUUUUUGUACAUAUUAUAACAUAUUUAUGGUAUGCUUCAACUUUCCAAUUUUGUAUGUUUUUAAUCAUUGUGUUGUGGAUUCAGAAGUCCAUUUCAGUAAUGUCUAUGUGUUCAUAAAGCUGCCUCGUUGUAAAUGAGAGUCCCUUCCUCUGUGACACCAGUCCUGCUGUCUACUUCAAUCUCAUAAUACAUUUACAUUUACAUUUAAGUCAUUUAGCAGACGCUCUUAUCCAGAGCGACUUACAAAUUGGUGCAUUCACCUUAUGACAUCCAGUGGAACAGUAGUGCAUCUAAAUCUUUUAAGGGGGGGGGGGGGGGUAAGAGGGAUUACUUUAUCAGCUCCCUUUCCUCUUCUCCCUCCUUCUGUGACCCCUGACCUAGAAUGACCAGAGAGGUCCUGGAAUUGUCUCAGAAAAUGUUGAGUUUUCAGAACAGUGAUCAUUUAAGGAGAGGCGACAAGGAAAGGAAGCUAGGUAGGAGUGUUGACACAGCCUCGAUAUCUCUAUCACCACAUAUAGCAUAGCUGUAACUAUACAAUACGUUAUGGCUAAUAUUAGCAUUAGAGAUCAUAGUGAGACACGUGUGCUUCAUAUGGCAUCAGGGACGCUGCAUCAGCACACAGACCACACCACAGCACAGACAGUGAGGGCUUUAUGACCAAUAACCAAACACAGCUUUACUGCAUCCAUGUGUAGGCAGCCACAGCCACAAUGCUGGACAGAUGUGCAUAAAUGCUGCAGUCUAUCAAUACGAAUACAUUCGGAAUCUUUUAUUGGGAUAUAUCCUGUGUGUGUCUAUGUAUGUCUGUGAGUGCGAGAGAGACAGAGCUCGUAUGUGGACGUGCAUGUGUCUGUGUGCGCGUGUGUGUCUGUCUUUAUGUUGUGGGCCACAGUACAAACAGUGUGACACACAGUGUUCCAUGCCAAAUUAUGAUGUUGGAUAUAGGGAUGAGCAUGAUUAUUUAAAUAUUCAAAUAUCUAAACGGAUGUUAGUAUUUGAAUAAUUGUGUGAAUAUACAUUCCUGUAGAGGUCUAUUAUAAACACCCACAACAGUAGAAAUCAACUUCUCGAGCUGAAAGACGAUGACCAGAGCUUACCCGUGAUGUUGCACAAUGAUGUAAAUAAUUCAUCUUUUUAGUCAUAGUACAUUAUGAUAUAUUUGGGCUUGAAAUGCCAAAUCCGAAUGUGUGACUUCGGAUGUUUCUGUGAGUCUUAUGCCUUUUUUCUUAUGGGAUGACGUGCAAAUUCUUUACAGCCUAUGUUUUGUUUCAGAGCUGGGUUUUAUUUAAAUGUUACCACCCACCAACAUGGCAAUGUUAAUUAAUCAGAAACACCUGCUGUAAAGUUCUUCCUAUUCGCAAGUCAUCUGAGAGCCUAACAGCUUUUCUAUGUAGCAAAAACAUGGGUUUCUACUAGAUAAAACAGCCACAAAGUCAAAAUUGUCGAUAUUAUACAAUUUUGUGAAAACAAAAAUGUGCUUUUUGGUCUUCAUUUAAGGUUAAGGUUAGGCUAAGGUUAGCAGUGUGGUUAAUGUUAGGGUUAAGGUGAGAGUUAGGUUAAAAAUCCAAUUAUAAGAUGUGAAAAUUUAGAAAUAGACGGGGUUCAUGACUUUGUGGCUGUGUUAACUAGUGACGACCCUACACUUGGCCGCCUUGCUAAGGAGCAAAUUAAAUUAAAACAAAUUAAUGUUUUUGCAUCUCCCCUUUUUUUUACAAGCAAAUUAUCAUAAUCCAUUGGAUAAUUUGUCAAGUUUCACUUAUUUUUCUGCUAGUCUGCAUUACAGUUCCACCUCAGACACCACUAUGCGGAUGUCGGCUAAAGCGGAACUGAUUGAAUAGAGUCCUUAAGAUAAAAAAAAAAACACAAGUAUUUUCAAUAUCCGGAUAUCCAACAAAAAUGAAUGAUACUAUUCAAAUAUUGAACAGAUGUCAAACCCCUAUCCCUAGUUGGAUAUGUCCUAAACAUUUAUGUGUACAAUGCUAUUUCUGUCUGUGGUAGAAAACAUAUUUAUUUUGAUACGUUGUCAUGAGUCAUCGUGUUAUCUGAUUGGAUGCAUAUGUAUCCUAUUACAUUGUAAGGGUUCCAAUCCUAGCAGUGAUUAUUAAAACAAAGAAACAAAGACCGACAUGUCUACAAGAAGAGGCAUUCCAAUAUAUUUUAUAGAGAUAUUUUAUGUUUACUGUAUGUUAUGGAUUUUGUUACUCAUUAAAUACCAAAAAUGAA